AUGAAUACCCAGAGCCCUCAUGCCCAGUUUAGGCCGUUGGUUAUGGUCAUCUCCUUCCUGUGUACCAUGGCCUUGGGUGAGGACACCUGCCCAGAGGUGAAGGUGGUGGGCCUGGAGGGCUCUGACAAGCUCACCAUUCUCCGAGGCUGCCCAGGGCUGCCUGGGGCCCCAGGGCCCAAGGGAGACCCAGGAAUCAAUGGAGAGAGAGGAGAACCAGGUGUCCCUGGAGCCCCUGGGAAGGAUGGACCACCGGGACCCAAAGGUAAGAGUGAACAGAUGCUGAGAGAACCUUCCAGACCUGGACCAAGAGGAGAACCUGAGGAGGCUCGGUCCUGUCUGACAGGCCCACGGACCUGUAAGGACCUUCUCGAUCGGGGGCACUCCCUGAGCCACUGGUAUACCAUCUACCUGCCUGACUGCCGACCCCUGAGGGUGCUCUGUGACAUGGACACGGACGGAGGGGGCUGGACCGUGUUCCAGCGACGGGCCGAUGGCUCCGUGGACUUCUACCGCGACUGGGCCGCGUACAAGCAGGGCUUCGGCAGCCAGCUGGGCGAGUUCUGGCUGGGGAACGACCACAUCCACGCCCUGACCUUCGAAGGGACCAACGAGCUCCGUGUGGACCUGGUGGACUUUGAGGGUAACUACCAGUUUGCCAAGUACGCGUCCUUCAAGGUGGAGGGCGAGACGGAGAAGUACAAGCUGGUCCUGGGAGCCUUCGUGGAGGGCACUGCAGGUGAUUCUCUGACAUCCCACAACAACUACCCUUUCUCCACCAAAGACCAAGACAAUGAUGGCUAUGAUCAAAGUUGUGCUCAGGUGUACCAGGGAGCCUGGUGGUAUGCCUCUUGUCACCAGUCAAACCUGAAUGCUCGCUACCUCGGGGGGUCCCACAGCAGCUUUGCAAAUGGCAUCAACUGGAAUUCAGGGAAAGGCUACUCCUACAGCUACAAGGUGUCUGAGAUGAAGUUGCGGCCCACCUAG
This is a messenger RNA of Carlito syrichta (Philippine tarsier), 984 nucleotides long. RefSeq names its product ficolin-2-like. Bases 1 to 984 code for a protein of 327 amino acids. The transcript is spliced from 9 exons. The record is from RefSeq and is a predicted model, not a curated record. NCBI's taxonomy places the organism in Eukaryota, Metazoa, Chordata, Mammalia, Primates, Tarsiidae.